AUGAAAUUGAAAAUCAGAUGGAGACGUUUCGACAACGUGGAAAAGGUUCAAGAGGUGUCGCAACGGAUACUUGAUAAGAUUACAAAAAAUGAUUUCCAAAAGUCAUUUGAGCCAAAUUACCAUUGGAAACAACGUCAAAACUAUUAUAAUUGGGAAAUUUUACCAUAUCCCCCAUAUUCCCCAGACAUUGCCCCAUUUGAUUACCACCUGUUCAGAGCAUUACAACACUUUUUAAUAGAAAAACAAGAGAACUUUUAUCGAGAUGGAAUAAUGGCCCUACCAGAAAAAUGGGAAGAAGUUGUACAACGUGAAGAAAAUAAAACUUUUUCGUGAAACUAAAAGGUAUGUAAACAAUCUUAACAUAUAUAACCGCUGGAAAAAACGGCACGAACUUAUGGGAUGACCUAAUACUUCGGACGAGAGCCAAAACUAGGUUCAUAUAUUAAUGAAGCAUUUACGAAAGCAAUUCCA
Bombus impatiens (common eastern bumble bee) is the source of this 471-nucleotide messenger RNA. Its product is annotated as histone-lysine N-methyltransferase SETMAR-like. Gene Ontology annotation, molecular function: nucleic acid binding. Bases 1 to 333 code for a protein of 110 amino acids. The transcript has 2 exons. The record is from RefSeq and is a predicted model, not a curated record. Lineage: Eukaryota; Metazoa; Arthropoda; Insecta; Hymenoptera; Apidae.